Molecule: messenger RNA, 2136 nt
Organism: Phymastichus coffea
Lineage: Eukaryota; Metazoa; Arthropoda; Insecta; Hymenoptera; Eulophidae
Gene: croc
Product: fork head domain-containing protein crocodile
Exons: 2
Coding region: 544-1986 (480 amino acids)
Biological process (GO): cell differentiation; anatomical structure morphogenesis; regulation of transcription by RNA polymerase II
Molecular function (GO): DNA-binding transcription factor activity, RNA polymerase II-specific; RNA polymerase II cis-regulatory region sequence-specific DNA binding
Source: RefSeq, a predicted model, not a curated record
UCCUGAAAAGAAGAAAGAGCGAGCUCGCGAGCGCCACGCCGCUCUCCUGGGCGCGUUGGCGCGCUGCUCGGCGCGGGGGUGUGUCGACGCGUCGCGAUUGGCCGGCAAGCGAGCCGCAGCUGGGCCAAUGAUGCGAGCAGCUUCCCCACCGCGGCGCCGGCCGUGCGAACGGGAAAAGGUGGCGCGUCGCGGCCGCGAAAGAGAAAAACAUCUCCGGCGCGGUCGCGAGGGCCUGGCGCAGCCGCGUGCUCGCCGCCAACGUCAGUUUAGUGUCGGCUCGGAGCUGAGAACGGUGUGGUAUAGGCGCGCCGCUGCUCUCCGCGAGCGCGUUUCUCAUUUGAGCGGUCGUUCGAGCAUCGAUUCGUCUGGAGUAAGCGAGGUGAUGACCUCGCAGUGGUGUUGUUAGAGUGCGACUGUCGUGCGUUGGAGAAGAGAGAAAAAAUAAAGAACAGAAAGAAGAGGAAGAAGAAGAAGAAGAAGAGGAAGAGGAAGAGGAAGAAAAGGAAGAAGAAGAAAAGGGCUGGCAGCAGGACUCGCCGCAAGAUGCACACGUUGUUCGGCGAGCAAAACGCCUACUACAGACACACGAGCGCAGUGCCGAUGGGCAUGGGUACGCCGACGUAUCCGAGUGUCGGCGCGGCGCCCGGCUACUACGAGGCGCAAUUCCGCUACGGUGGCUACGCCACGGCGGCCGGCUACCCGGUGACGGGGAUCAGCCAGCAACACAUACAUCACCCCGGCAAAGACAUGGUGAAGCCGCCGUACUCUUACAUCGCGCUGAUCACGAUGGCGAUACAGAACGCGCCCGACAAAAAGAUCACGCUGAACGGCAUCUAUCAGUUCAUCAUGGAAAGAUUUCCGUACUAUCGCGAGAAUAAGCAGGGCUGGCAGAAUUCGAUCAGGCACAACUUGAGCUUGAACGAGUGCUUUGUGAAAGUGCCGAGGGACGAUAAGAAGCCAGGUAAGGGUAGUUACUGGUCGCUCGAUCCCGAUAGUUACAACAUGUUCGACAAUGGCUCUUAUCUGCGACGUAGGCGGCGCUUCAAGAAGCAAGACGCCCUGAAGGAGAAAGAAGAGGCGAUGAAGCGCCAGGGCUUGAUCCCCGCCCAGAAAUCGUCGCGCGUCGACGUCGACGUCAAGUCGUCGCAGCACCUGGCCAACAGCAACGACAUCGCCGGUAAGAAAUUGCACCUGGAGCAGCAGAGCUCGCUGUGCAAGCCCAAGCGCGAGCCCAUGAACGACCCGGCGGCGCACUGCAUGGUCGCCGGCAGCAAGUACAGCCCGCUGCACGCGGACAAGACGGCGCCGAGCAACGGCGGCGUGAUUCAGGCCUCCCUGCAGCCGCCGAUGCAAGACAUGGCGGCGCUCGACCCGGCCGCCUUCAGCGUCGACGCGCUCAUGACGAGCAACCGCGAGCAGCCGAACAACGCUCACUUGAUGGGCAGCCAGCCGCCGCCGCCGCCCCCGCCGCCGCCGCAACAGCACCAUCAGCAGCAUCAGCAUUCGAUUCAGCAGCACGGCAUUAUGACCACGAGGACCGAGCCGGCGAUAGGCAGCGUCGCCGUCGGCAACACAACGGCCGUCAGUACUUCCACCACCGCUGCCGUCGCUGCCAUGAUGGCCUCUACCGGUUACGGUCACGUUACUACCAGCAGCAUCGCCAGGACCAAUUCUUCGCCUACUUCCAAUAUGUAUCCAGCUUAUUGCCCGUCGGGCUACAUUAUGGAUCACACCGAAUAUAAUACGACCGCGAGGACGCAUAACAAUGUUGGACAUGCACAGUGGUAUCAAGAGGCAGCUAGUCCUGAUACUGCCGCUAUGUAUCAGGACACGCAGUCGCCGAGUUGCCAGUUGUACAGGUCGAGUCCACCGACGCCUCUGUCGUCGGGCGCAGCGCCGUCGCCGCCACUGUACCACCGCUACUAUCAAGACUGCAACGCGGUGAACACGAGCGGCAAUUUGCCGAUAACGCUGCACAAAUACUGAGAAUACCGAAAUUCAAGGUCUCAGCAUCAGCAGCAGCGAGACCUUGAACAACAGCAGCAGCAGCAACAGCAGCAACAGCAGCAGCAGCAGCAGCAGCAGCAGCAGCAGCAACAGACUGUUGUCGCGGCGACGAGCUACGAUCCGAAUCUC